AUGUCUGUGACUUAUACCUUCAAUAACAACCAUAACGAUUUAAGCAGUGGUUCACCUACUACUCAGAACGGCGGAAUUGAGUACUAUCGUGGCUCCACGAAACCCCGAACUGGAAACCGUGGACAGGCAAAACCACAGACAAGUAGUUGUGAAAAGGUUGAUCUCACAGUGCACAUAACAAAUCACUCAAACUGUACCAAACCAUGGACGGCCCGUGAGAAAUACCUAGCCACAAUCUGUCUACUGUUGUUUGUGGCCGCCGUCUCAUUCGUUGUUAUAGCCUUAAUAAGAGAUGAAAGAUGCCGCAGGACCACCGGUAAUGUGCCUAUAACCAGAAAUUAUUGCCUUUCUCAACACUGUGUUCGGACAGCGGCCAUGUUACUGGAAGCUAUGGACCUCUCCGUUGAUCCAUGUGAGGAUUUUUUUCAAUACGCCUGCGGCAAUUGGAACCGUAAAAAUAUCAUUCCAGACGACAAAUCCAGCUUUAACACAUUUGAGAAGCUUCACGAUGACCUUCAGAUAACCCUCAAGGGUUUACUUGAAGAAGAAGUAGGCUUGGAUGAUAGCCAAGCUACCAAGAAAGUAAAAGUUCUCUACAAGUCCUGUAUCAACGUGUCUAUGAUAGAGUCAGUUGGAGACCGUCCACUAAGACGGGUACUGAAAGAUCUAGGACGAUGGCCAGUUGUUGAUGACCAAUGGUCAGCCAGUGAUUUUUACCUGGAGGAAGUGCUGGCGAAGAUGCGUGGUGUUUACAAUGCGCCUAUACUCAUCGACUGUUGGGUCGGAGCGGAUGAUAAAAACUCGUCAAUGAACAUCAUACAGUUGGACCAGCCUGCCCUUGGUAUGCCGAGUCGGGAGUAUUACUGGACAGACCACAGUUCGUCGAACAAAGCUGCCUACCUUGAAUAUAUGAUACGGUUUGCCGAACUUCUGGGUGCAUCCCCAGCACGUGCACGAGAGGAUAUGAACAAUGUUUUGAUGUUUGAAACAAAACUAGCAAACGUUACAAAACCACAAUCAGAGAGGCAUGAUACUGGAGCUCUUUAUAGUAAAAUAACAAUAAGGGAGCUGAAGAGACGAGUUCCAAAGUUUGACUGGAUGCGUUACUUCAGCGUAUUUGUCGAAGACCCGUUUGAUGAAUCAGAGCCGAUUGUUACGUUUGCCACAGAAUAUCUAUCUGCCCUUACUGAUCUCAUUGAAGUCACAGAGAAAAGAGUUCUGUCUAAUUAUAUUCUUUGGAGAGUUAUUAUGGGAUUUGCUCCAGAAAUGACAGAAAAUUAUCAGCAAGCCAGACGUGACUACAGGCGGGUGCUCCAGGGAAUAACAAUGGAUAAACCCCGCUGGCAGAAAUGUGUUGGGUAUGUCAAUGAUCGUUUAGGAAUGGCAGUGGGAGCGCUAUUCAUAAGGGACAACUUUCGCAAAGAGAGCAAAGAAUCGGCGUUGACAAUGAUACACAACAUCCGAGAGGCAUUUAACGAACUUUUGGAAGAAAAUGAAUGGAUGGACGACAAUACACGUGCUGUGGCACGAGAAAAGGCCAAUGCAAUGAAUGAAAGGAUUGGAUACCCGGACUUUUUAACAGAACCCUCAAAACUUGAUGCAAAGUAUAGUAUACUCCAUUUCCAAGAUGAUCAGUACUUUGAAAACAUACUUAAUGUGGAGCUUUACGAUGCCCGCAUGACAAUGACCAAACUACGUCAACUUGUGGACAAAAAUGCGUGGGACCAAGGCCCAGCCAUGGUUAAUGCGUUUUACAACCCAAACACAAACGACAUAGUUUUUCCAGCUGGGAUUUUGCAGCCCUUAUUUUACAGCGAUAAAUUUCCAAAAUCUCUGAAUUAUGGCGGAGUCGGUGUGGUGAUAGGACAUGAAAUUACUCACGGGUUUGAUGACAAAGGUCGUCAGUACGACAAGGAUGGAAACAUGAAACAAUGGUGGAAGAAUGAAACGAUAGAGGCAUUUAGGAAACAGGCCCAAUGCAUUAUCGAUCAGUAUUCCAGCUAUACUCUUGAACAGAUCGGACUAAAUAUUGAUGGCAAAAACACGCAGGGUGAAAAUAUAGCAGAUAACGGAGGCCUUAAACAGUCAUAUAGGGCAUACAAGAAAUGGGUGGCAAAACAUGGAGAGGAACUGGCCUUGCCAAGUCUGGAAUUAACGCACGAUCAACUCUUCUUUCUAAACUAUGGACAGAUUUGGUGUGGAAGUAUGCGCAAUGAGGAAGCUUUACAUGAGAUUCGAACCUCAGUCCACAGUCCCGGAUCCAUUCGGGUAUUAGGUCCAUUGUCCAACUCCAAGGAUUUCUCAGAGGCUUAUAAAUGUAAACCAGGUAGCAGAAUGAACCCCAAACAUAAGUGUUCCAUAUGGUGA
Molecule: messenger RNA, 2367 nt
Organism: Ylistrum balloti
Lineage: Eukaryota; Metazoa; Mollusca; Bivalvia; Pectinida; Pectinidae
Product: neprilysin-1-like
Exons: 21
Coding region: 1-2367 (788 amino acids)
Biological process (GO): protein processing
Cellular component (GO): plasma membrane
Molecular function (GO): metalloendopeptidase activity
Source: RefSeq, a predicted model, not a curated record